CGGCAGGUCAGGGGGUUCUGUAUUAUCAUUAAUAACCAGGUGUUUGCGGACCCGGAGCUAACAUUCCGGAGCGGUUCCCGAGCGGACGCCUACCGACUGUCCGAUGUGUUCAGUCAACUCGGUUUUGAUGUCCAUAUGUAUGACAAUCAGACCAGCGAUCAGAUGAAGAAGUUGUUGAUGGGGUUCAGGAAUAGGGAGACAGAGCUGUCAGUUCAUGAAGCGCUGGUAGUUAUUAUACUGAGUCACGGCUGUGAGGAUGGUGUGCACGGGUCGGAUGGACAGGUAGUUCCCGUGAAGACUAUUUUGGGAUAUUUUAAUAAUGACUACUGUACGGCACUUAUCGGAAAGCCUAAAAUGUUUUUUCUAACCGCUUGUAGGGGUGAUGAAAUGGACCAGGGUGUUCGUAGAAAGACUAGAGGAAUGUUAUUAGUACCGGAGGAUAUUAGUAGUAUAAUUCCCACGUGGAGUGACAUAUUUGUAUACUACUCCACCAUCGAGGGUUAUUUAUCGCCACGGAAUACAAUUACCGGCUCGUGGUUUGGCUACGAGUUGGCCCACUGUUUGGCGAAAUACUCGGCCACUGAACACCUCAACGAUUUGGUGACCAUAAGAGUGGCCAAAAAGGUCGACCACAGAAUCAGUCGACUAAAUGGGACCCUGGUCUUCAAGUCGGCCAUUGAAUGCAAGACAUUAGCUACCCUUGAAUUAAAGGAUUGGAAAGACAUCAGAAAAUUUGGUCACUCUAUCGAAACAUCCGGAUUAUUAACCCAUGAAUUAUGUGAACACUACUCAACCACUCAAUGGAUGACCCGACUCAGCGAUCUGGUGUUUACGGGCCGGGAGUUCACGAGUAAACUAACCAUGUUUGAGGACCCGGAGCUAACAUUCCGGAGUGGUUCGCGAGCGGACGCCUACCGACUGUCCGAUGUGUUCAGUCAACUCGGUUUCGAUGUCCAUAUGUAUGACAAUCAGACCAGUGGUCAGAUGACGGAGUUGUUGAUGAGGUUCAGGGAUAGGGAGGCAGACCUCUCAACCCACGACGCGCUGGUGGUUAUUAUACUGAGUCACGGCUGUAAGGAUGGUGUGUACGGGUCGGAAGGACAGGUAGUCUCCGUCGACUAUAUAUUGGGCGGUUAUUCAUCGCCACGCAAUACAAUAACAGGUUCGUGGUUUGGCUACGAGUUGGCCCAUUGUUUGGCACAAUACUCGGCCACUGAACACCUCAACGACUUGAUGACAAUAAGAGUAGCACAAUAUGUUGACCACCGGAUCAGUCAAAUACCAGGUGUCGGUGCCUUCAAGUCGGCCAUUGAGUGCAAAACUUUA
Molecule: messenger RNA, 1326 nt
Organism: Oppiella nova
Lineage: Eukaryota; Metazoa; Arthropoda; Arachnida; Sarcoptiformes; Oppiidae
Source: the annotation of a GenBank genome assembly